AUGAAAGUCAUCAUUGUGGGGGCGGGUUUAGGAGGUCUGGCCUGCGCCAUCGCCUGUUGCCGUGAGGGAAUUGACGUCGUCGUACUCGAAAAGUCCCCUGAAGUUUGCGAGAUUGGCGCGGGUAUUCAGAUCCCCCCUAAUGGCGGCCGCAUUAUGCGGGAGCUUGGAGUCUUGCCCAAAUUACUCGAAAAGGGGUCUCAAGUUCAAGAGGUGGAGUUUCGUCGGUAUGACGAUGGUCAUUCGCUGCGAAUUAUGCCUUUUGGCGACGACAUUACCCAUGAAUAUGGCGUACCGUGGUUGUAUGUUUUCAUUGGCAAUCUGCAUAAAUAUCAAUCUAGAAUUAUUCAUAGAGCUGAUUACCAUCAAGUUCUUCUUGAAGAGGCAAUCCGACUUGGAGUCAAGUUUCAAUGGGGUGCUACUGUCGUGGACAUCUUGAUUGAUGGGCCCGAAGUCAUCCUGGAGGGGGGCGAGAAACUGUCCGGCGAUGUUGUAAUCGGCGCUGAUGGCAUCGGCUCUACCGUUAGGAAAAUUCUUCUUGGUGACUCGACCUCUUUGGUCGAGACUGGUGACUUAGCCUACCGGGCGGUAUUCAAGCGCGAGCAGUUAGAAGCUUUGAAUGAUGAAAAAGUCACGGAACUAUGCCAAAAGGUUGGUGUAACAAGCUGGCUAGGACCGGAAAAACACACUAUAUUCUAUCCAGUCCGUGGUGGAGAAGAAUUUAACCUGGUUCUCCUUCGACCGGAUACUUUCAGCCAAGUUUCUCAUCGAGAGAAAGGAGAUAUCUAUGAGAUGCGAGAGAGUUACGCGGACUGGGAUGAAACACUGCAGAAAAUUAUAUCAUGUGUGCCAUCCACUGAUAAAUGGAAAUUGUCAAAUCUACCUGAGCUACUAUCGUGGACAAAGGGCACCGUGGCUCUCCUUGGAGAUGCAUGCCAUCCAACACUGCCAUAUCAAGCACAGGGAGCAGCGAUGGCAGUUGAAGAUGGUGCACUCAUCGGCCAGCUUCUUGGUCUUUUGCAGGCCCGCUACAGCAGUCUUGGAAAUGGCCCAUCGAUAUCGGCAAACGAGUCAACCCAAAAAACGCUUGUCUCUUUACUAGAACUCUAUGAGCAGAUUCGAAAGAAACGUACUACACGCAGUGUGCAAGGAGCAAUCAUGAAUCGCAAAUUGUUUCAUAUGCCAGAUGGACUUCUGGUACGCAUCCGCAAUUUCCUCGUGCGAUACGCAGGCGUUACUCGCAAGUCUGAUUGGACAUGGCUAUCUUCGUUCCGCCAGAGACAAAUUCUUGGAUACGACGUGCUGCAGGAUUCUAAGAAGGUUUUUGACGCCUGGGCCACUUCACAUUUUCCGGUGAAGAGCGGAUAG
Molecule: messenger RNA, 1365 nt
Organism: Penicillium odoratum
Lineage: Eukaryota; Fungi; Ascomycota; Eurotiomycetes; Eurotiales; Aspergillaceae
Exons: 5
Coding region: 1-1365 (454 amino acids)
Biological process (GO): secondary metabolite biosynthetic process
Molecular function (GO): FAD binding; monooxygenase activity
Source: RefSeq, a predicted model, not a curated record